Molecule: messenger RNA, 1557 nt
Organism: Serpula lacrymans var. lacrymans S7.9
Lineage: Eukaryota; Fungi; Basidiomycota; Agaricomycetes; Boletales; Serpulaceae
Exons: 5
Coding region: 1-1557 (518 amino acids)
Source: RefSeq, a predicted model, not a curated record
AUGUCUUUGAGCUUGCCUGCAACUCCCGUCAACGAUUUUGCCUCCUUGAAAACAUCCCACCGUCAUUCAUUAAACCCGGGCUCGGCUCCGCGACCACUUCAUCUCGUUGAUGCCAAUGUUCCAGCACAUUCUCCAGGACCAGCAACCGCUCCCUUGUCUCAUUCAUUUGGAUCUCCUUUGACCUCUCCAAGAAACUCGUUGAGUUAUUCUGAAAGGAACUCCGUUGUAAAACCUACGCGGCAUCCCUCUCGUCGUCAAUCAUCCAUAUCAUAUUUCGCAAGUCACGACGAUGGCCGCCAGUCUUCCCGUCACUCCUCUCGCAGCUUAUCUGUAAAAUCUAACAGAGGUAGUACUGAAGGAGUUCCUGUGGCUGACAGAAGAAGUGUGGGCUCUGAAGAGUUUGGGGCAUCAGAACCUCGAGCACGACCACCUUUGACAUUGACAGAAAAGCAUGCUGACUUGUUACAAUUUAUCGCGCAAAAGGAGUCGAAAUGCCUGGAGCUUCGCUCCCAACUAGCCGUACACGAAACUGAGCUUCUGAACUUGAAACGCCAAUGGGAGCGCAUUGUAAACAGAGGUUUCGACAGAGUGAAUGGGCUGAAUGAUUACUCGUCGAUGUCCAGUUUCAACUCUCCCACCGCCGCUGGUGGUCAGGGAGCCUCUCCUUCCCCUUCAAUCUCGAAUACGAGAACAGGGCAUGCUGCGAGACAGUCUAAUUCAUCUGUCUCGACUUCCACUACUACAGCGUCGUCAACGCGUUUUUCCCAGUCGUCUGCGUCAUCUCUAGGAGAAGAUGUCAGCCCUGUAGUUGUCAUACCUGAAAACGAUCCAGAACCUUGUCACGACGCUUCGCAAGAAGGGCACCAUUCACGAACCUCGGGGGCACGAACCUCUAUCGACAUGCAACGAUCAACCAAAGUGCACCGACGGAAGUCACGCGAUUGCUCGCAAUAUGCUGGAGAUCUAUCAUCUAGCCCAACAUCUAGUUCAACAGCCAUUGAUGUGAUGGUUUCGCCAAGUAAUGAAUCACCUGCUUCACCAUAUAUCGAAACGGAUGCUGCUGCGCAAAGGAAGCACGUCAGAAGGCAGGAUUCGGCUUUCCCACCACCAUCGUCUAUACCUGGAUUAGCAUCAUUAUCUGUUGUGGGAGGCUCUGUUCCACCCGUGUCGACGUGGGUUGGUAGUGUAGGGAAGAAAUGGGAAGAAUUGCAGAAGGGCACGUCCUUUGCCAAAAGUCAGAAACGCGCGUCAGUUCUCUUCUCCGACGUUUCCCAAUCAAUCGCAUUUGCACUGGCCUCUCCCAAUUCUGCGUCUCCAUCGCAGCAGAGCCCUGGGCUAUCUUCAGUCGCCUCGUUAUCACUCCCGCAAACGCCGUCACGCUUCUCGACAUCAACCGUGUCCCUACUCGAUGAUGACGAAGAUACGAUACACGGAAGUGUAGCGCUGGGGAGCGUGAUGACGCCCGACUCGACUGCUAAGCUUGCUCCGCCGCGUCUGACGCCUUCACCUGCGCCUCUGAGUGCAUCGACCUCGGAUGAUGAUGAGUGGAACUGGUAG